AUGCCAACUCUCUGUACCAACUCUAAUGCAGCACACAGCUGUACCUGCCUCUUUGGUUACCUGCUCACCAGCCCAGAUGCCAUAGCCAGCCCCUUAAACCCAUGCCUAGACAUAGAUGAGUGCGCUAACACCCCUGGUCUAUGUGGUCUCCACUCUGUGUGUACCAAUGCACCAGGGACCUUCCACUGUUCCUGUGUGGAAGGAUACUUCUCCUCCACUGGAGUACUGUGGGAAACUGACUUCACUGUGUGUGAAAGUGUUGAUGAUGUUCUAGCCGCCAUAGUUCCCCCAGAGGGCCAAUCUAAGGAGAUGUACUUCCUCAACCAGAUGAACCAACAGCUGAUGGAGAACCCUGAUAUUGUCCUACCAGAGGGGAAGGUGUCAGGAGCGGGAACCAUCUCAGCGCAGCAGGCCAGUACAGGCCAGGGGUGGAGUGGGGCUGGAAAGGAUGGCGGGGAGUCUGGCAGUGUGGUCCUGAAGAUCUCAGUGCUCCUGGUGAAUGCCUUAGUGGACCCUUCUCAGGGCCGGGUCAACAAAACCAUACACACACCUGAGCUGGACAUUAGUCUGCAGGUAAUGGAGGCCAACAGUACAGACACCUCUUCCCUCUCAGCCAGGGGACACACCAUGGACAUCAACCUAAAGGCUCUGGCCAGAAACAAUAAUGGUACAGCAUCAGCAGUAUUCCUGACAGUCAGUGGGAUGGAGAGCCUUCUGGGUGCUAGCUUCUUGCAGACAGAAAACCACACAGAGAUGUUGUCUGAUGUCAUCACCGCCACACUGCCCAAGAUCAACCACACCCAGCUCUCUGAGCCUGUCAACUUCACCAUGAGCCACAAGAGGGACAGAGGAAUGGAAUAUGAGAAUGGAACCAAGGGGAGGCAUUGGUCAGUGAACGGCUGUUGGGUUGUGUUCUCUGAUGAGAACUACACAGUGUGUAGCUGCUCUCACCUCUCCACCUUUGCCCUCAUCAUGCAGACAGGGGAGGACAAUCCCUUCCUUGAGUGGGUGAACAGAAUGUGUGUGAUCGUGGGCCUGGUCUUCUUUGCUCUGGCCAUCCUCACCUUCCUGCUGUGUAGCUGGAACCCUAAGAUCAACAACACAGCCCGCCUCCACCUCUGCCUCUGCCUCUUCCUGUCCCAUCUGCUGCUGCUAUUGGAUUACACCUACCUCACUCACAAGCUGGUGUGCUCCAUCAUGGCAGGUCUCCUCCACUUCCUGGUAGUGGCCAGUUUCCUGUGGAUGCUGCUGGAGGCGCUCCAGCUCUACCUGCUGGUCCAGAGACUCUCUAGGAUCCAGGUCAUCCAGAGGGAAGGCCUCCAGAAGAAAUACCUCUUCCUGAUUGGAUAUGGCAUCCCCCUGGUGAUCGUGGGUGUGUCUGCAGCUGUGAAACGUGACGGCUAUGGGGGAUCUAAAGUAUGCUGGCUGAAGCCAGAACAAUACUUUACCUGGGCUGUGUUAGGGCCAGUCUGUACUGUCCUAGCACUGAACUGGAUAUUGUUCUGCGUUACAAUCUGGAGUUUGAGACCUACCUUGGCUAACAUGAAGAGUGAUGUCUCACAGUCCAAAGACACCAGGCUGAUCAUCUUUAAGAUCCUGGCACAGUUUGUGAUCCUGGGUUGUACCUGGGUGCUGGGCUUGUUCCAGUCCACCAUGGUCUUCAAGUACCUCUUCAUUGUGCUCAACUCCCAGCAGGGCACCUUCCUCUACAUAGUUCACUGUCUCUUCAACAAGGAGGUACGUGAUGAGUACAGGAAGUGGCUGGGCUGUUCUUCCAGCUCCUCUACUCCAGACUCUAUGCCCAGGAGCUCCACAUCCGGCUUCUUCACCUGUGGGAUCAUCUGA
This is a messenger RNA of Oncorhynchus masou masou (cherry salmon), 1845 nucleotides long. RefSeq names its product adhesion G protein-coupled receptor E1-like. Bases 1 to 1845 code for a protein of 614 amino acids. NCBI's taxonomy places the organism in Eukaryota, Metazoa, Chordata, Actinopteri, Salmoniformes, Salmonidae. Gene Ontology annotation, biological process: adenylate cyclase-activating G protein-coupled receptor signaling pathway; cell surface receptor signaling pathway. The transcript has 15 exons. Gene Ontology annotation, cellular component: plasma membrane. Gene Ontology annotation, molecular function: calcium ion binding; G protein-coupled receptor activity. The record is from RefSeq and is a predicted model, not a curated record.